Messenger RNA from Labrus mixtus (cuckoo wrasse), 1509 nucleotides. It is a transcript of the gene cmc2, whose product is annotated as C-x(9)-C motif containing 2. Lineage: Eukaryota; Metazoa; Chordata; Actinopteri; Labriformes; Labridae. The coding region runs from base 196 to 591 and encodes 131 amino acids. Gene Ontology annotation, cellular component: mitochondrion. The transcript has 5 exons. The record is from RefSeq and is a predicted model, not a curated record.
CAAUAAACAGAGAGAAGAAGAAGAAUUGUUUUGCAGGCAUGUCCUACAGGUUCGUUCUGCAUUUGUAGGUUACAUGUUUUGUCUGUGCAACACCAGUAGAUCAAGUGGUAGAGACAUUAUAGGAACCGGUGUCGUUAUUACACGGGGAGAAAGACGAAACCUUUGUCCACACUUCUUCAGUGAUUUAAUGGAUUUAUGAAAAACAGUGAAGACAUUGGAGGCCUAAUUAGCAGCGAGCUAACAUUUGACUGUGGGUUUCAAGAAAACUUAACAUCACACAUCCUCACAACUGGUAAGUGUCCAAGGGAAACAAACACCAUCAUCACUAUGACAGCUCAGGAAGGAGAGGGAUGGGGAGGCAUUAACCUGUCUCCUCACCUGCACACAGAUGAGUGUAAUGUACUGAUAUCUCAGCUGAGGCAGUGCCACACUGAGCACAAUUUCCUGAAGUUCUUCGGCACGUGUAAUGAUGUGGACCGAGCCAUGCGUGAGUGCCUGAAGAAAGAGAGACUGGAUAAGCGGGAGCGCAGUAAGCAGCAUGCACUGGACAUGAAAAAGAGGCUGAAAGAAGGACAUAAGGAGCAUCUCUGAAGGAUACUUUCCAGGAAUGUCGCAGACGGCACCACAAGCUGAAAGUAUUCAGUUACGAUACGAUACAGCUGAUUGUCCCCUUGGGGGAGAAUUUGUCUUGGACUCAAGUGUGGCACACAUUCAGCCGCCUCCACAGCACAAUCAAUAAAUCAGAAGUUAUGGGACAUUGAGUGAAGCGUCAGUGUUUAACACUCCUUUUGCUCUUUUGAUAUCAAGACAGAAGAACGGUAGAAACUUCUGUUAGUUGCAAAUUCAGAGCCAUGUGGGUUUUUUUAUUCACCUGGUCUUAGUAUCAUUUGAAUGUUAACAUCAACAAGUAAAUGGACCUCUUCUUACAUAUUAUUGACAUUAAUAUUAAGAUUCUAUUGUUUUAUUCAACAGGAACAUGCCUGUUUGAUGAGAAUAUUGAGAUCAUAUACCUGCAGUGAUUUGGUUUUCAUGCCCACCAUACUCAGUAAAUGUCCUCUGGCAUGUACCUCCAUAACACUUGAUAUAAUCUGCACUGAUUAGAACUUGCUGCGUUGCCAGAACAUUUUAGCUCGACACAAAAACCAACUAGCACUUUGGAUCAAAGAAUGCUGCUUACCAUUCAUUUCCCCUGUAGUUAGCAGAACACCACAGCUCUAUCAAAGAGAGAAGUGAAGAUGAUGGCUGAACCCCUUUCAUCAAACCAUUAUUUUAUUCAGCAGGACUCCUCAGGAAUAUUGUGGCACCUGAAUAAUUCAUGAUAGGCAGGGAGAGUCCGUUUCAGGGAUGCAUGACAAAGACAAGGAUUUAAAAAAAAAAGAUCCAAAGCCUGACCAGCGGUUUGGAAACUCUCGCUGUGAGCAGACUCAUUGUUGUUUGAAAGUUUAUGCGAACGGGGAAUCAUAUUGAUUUGUGAAGUUCAUUGAAAUAAAGUGUGGGAAAAAAAGUAGA